Molecule: messenger RNA, 1774 nt
Organism: Trichoderma citrinoviride
Lineage: Eukaryota; Fungi; Ascomycota; Sordariomycetes; Hypocreales; Hypocreaceae
Product: Pkinase-domain-containing protein
Exons: 4
Coding region: 297-1757 (486 amino acids)
Biological process (GO): protein phosphorylation
Cellular component (GO): mediator complex; nucleus
Molecular function (GO): cyclin-dependent protein serine/threonine kinase activity; RNA polymerase II CTD heptapeptide repeat kinase activity; ATP binding
Source: RefSeq, a predicted model, not a curated record
UUGCUCAGCCACUCAACACUUCUGUCUAUCAAUCUGUCUUCUCAUCAACUUUUCUCCUCCCAGCACCACCUUGUCCAUCCAUCCUCUUCCCCAAAUCGCCCCAUCCCAUCCAUCCCCAUUUGCUCCUCUUCAGCUAGUCCGAUUCCUCUUACCCGUGCCAAGGACCCUGCGAUUUCUAUUGCACGAUACCCGAUCUGGCUCAUCUGGCAAGGCUGUUUCGACGUCUUUUUAAGCAGCAUCUAAGCUCGCAUUAACCUCAUACCAUCCGCUUACCCAUACAUGCUUAGCCGCUCAGAAUGCCUCUGAGGCUGAAGCCAGGCUAUCCUCACUCAUCCUCGUCACAUCAUUUCUUUGGGUCUUCAUCGUCCUCUUCAUCUGCUCACCGCUCCUAUACAGAUGGCCGCGACCAGUCGGCUGGCUACCAGCCCAAGGCACGUGUGACGGAGCGUUAUCGCAUCAUCGGUUUCAUUAGCAGCGGCACCUAUGGCCGUGUUUACAAAGCCGUCGGCAGGACUGUCAACGGGGAGGGCAUUGCUGUUGUCAAGACUUCCAGCGGCCUCACGCCAACAUCCGGCUCCGGCUCCGGCUCGAGCGCUCCCAUCGAAGUUGCCAUCAAAAAGUUCAAACCCGAUAAGGAGGGUGAGCAAGUCAGUUACACCGGCAUCUCUCAAAGCGCCAUCCGCGAGAUGAGCCUGUGCAGCGAGCUCCGGCACGCAAACGUCAUCCGGCUUGUGGAGAUUAUCCUCGAGGACAAAUGCAUCUUCAUGGUCUUUGAAUAUGCCGAACACGACCUGCUGCAAAUCAUCCACCACCACACGCAGCAGCCGCGCCACCCGAUACCGCCGGCCACGGUCAAGAGCAUCAUGUUCCAGCUCCUCAACGGCUGCCAGUAUCUUCACACCAACUGGGUCCUGCACCGCGACCUCAAGCCCGCCAACAUCAUGGUCACGUCGGGCGGAGAGGUCAAGAUUGGAGACUUGGGCCUGGCCCGUCGCUUCGACAAGCCGCUGCACUCGCUCUUCAGCGGCGAUAAGGUCGUCGUCACCAUUUGGUAUCGCGCGCCGGAGCUCAUCCUCGGAUCGUAUCACUACACUCCGGCCAUCGACAUGUGGGCCGUGGGCUGCAUCUUUGCGGAGCUGCUGUCCCUGCGUCCCAUCUUCAAGGGUGAGGAGGCAAAGAUGGACAGCAAGAAGACGGUGCCGUUCCAGAGAAACCAGAUGCACAAGAUUGCCGAGAUCAUGGGCAUGCCAACAAAAGAGCGGUGGCCCCUGCUUCCGGCCAUGCCCGAGUACAUGCAGCUCAACACGCUCUCGGCGAUGCAGCACAGCAGCCAUAGCAGCCAUCAUCAUGGCCACCACCAGCAGCCGCCCAGCCGCGGCUACUCCACGACGUCGAGCCUCGAGAAGUGGUACUACAGCACCAUCAACAACAACUCGGGCGCCGGCUCCGCCGCGUCGGGGCCUAACGGCCAGCCGGCGCUGCAGUCCCUCGGCGCUGAAGGCUACAAGCUGCUCGCCGGCCUGCUCGAGUACGACCCGGAGAAGCGCCUGACGGCCGCCCAGGCGCUGCAGUCUGUCUUCUUCAGCACGGGCGACCGCGUGAGCGCAAACUGCUUCGAGGGUGUCAAGGUCGAGUACCCCCACCGCCGCGUCAGCCAGGACGACAACGACAUUCGCACCAGCAGCCUGCCGGGGACUAAGCGUAGUGGACUCCCGGACGACACGCUGUUGCGGCCGGCCAAGCGUAUGAAGGACUAGAUAUGUCAUGGCGUUUU